Molecule: messenger RNA, 3920 nt
Organism: Caenorhabditis angaria
Lineage: Eukaryota; Metazoa; Nematoda; Chromadorea; Rhabditida; Rhabditidae
Source: the annotation of a GenBank genome assembly
AUGCCGAAGAAUAAGGGAAAGGGAGGAAAAAAUCGCAGACGUGGAAAGAACGAGAAUGACUUCAUGAAACGUGAGCUCGAUUUGAAAGAAGAGGGCCAAGAAUAUGGACAAGUGUCAAAAAUGCUCGGAAACGGACGUGUUCAAGUGUUCUGUUUCGACGGAAAACAGCGAGUUUGUCAUAUUCGUGGAAAACUUCGAAAGAAGGUUUGGAUCAAUGUUGGAGAUAUUAUAUUGGUCGGAUUGAGAGAUUAUCAAGAUGAUAAGGGAGACGUUAUUUUGAAAUAUACGCCAGAUGAGGCGAGACGAUUGAAGAACGAGGGAUUGAUUCCUGAAAACGCGAAAUUGAACGAGAAUGAUGAACAAGAUGAGGGAGAAGUCGAGUUCUGUGAGUUCUAGAAAUUUAAAAUGUGUUUUUCCCAAUGACAAAUUGUUAUUUUUCAGUGGACACUGUUGGCGGAGAUGAAGAAGCCGAAGCUGAAUCUGAAGAUUCCAAAGAUUCGGACAGCGAUGAAGAGAAAUCAGAAAGUGAGUUGAACUUGAUGUUUAGACCAGAAAACGUGAAUAUUCUCUCAUAAAAGCAAAUAUUCCUAGAAAAAAUUUCACAUUUCGUAAUAAAAUUAAAAACGUGACCUCCACGCUAUCAUCUCCCCUAUAAAAAAACGCUCAAAAAAAAUGAAUCUUCGCUGUCCGCAAUGAACACCAUGACGCAAACUUGCACAGAAACGCGAUUGGGCAGCUUGCCAAUUAAAGGGAGGACGAGUUGAAUGGCUAACCGGGUCUCGUCGCGAUGCACUGCUCCAUCGAUUAUUUUCAUUAUUUUUUCUUUUUCCCCUUUUUUUGAUUUUCGCCGCAGUUUUCGAAAUGGAGGAUGCGAUUCGUAAGUGAAACUCAGCCCUUUCUACUCAACACAACCUACUAAUUUCCAGGCAGAAUAUUUGCGUGUUCAGCACAGUUUGGUGUAUCGGCAAUUGUCGAAAAGUGAGUUUCGCGGCUGAAAUUCUGACUAAAAUAUGAAAUUCUAGAGAAACAUUGAUUUUUUCAGAAGAGCGCAAGCAAUUUUCGGCGCAACAAAAACAGCAAUCAGCCAGGAAUUUGGGAUUGGUGCCAAAUACUGUGCAGGAGGUUAUUGUGUGGGUGUCGACUUCCAAAGAAUUUCCCAAAGUUCAGCCAGUGGUGAGAAAUUCCAAAAUUUCUUUUAGAAGCUCCUCAAAAACUUUUUUUCAGAAAGCCAAUGAUUUGCCGAAGAAGCCAUAAGAUCCUCUCAUCCAGCAAAAUCUGCGAAAAAUGCUCAAAAACCUGCAGAACCCGAAUAAUCUGAGGGAUCUGAUGAUUCAGAAGAUGAAUCUGAAACUGCUGAAAAUCCAGGGAAAUCCGAAAAUGAAGAAGAGGAUUCUGAAGAAGAUUCAGGCGACGAUUCAACAGAUGAGGAAAUUGAGCAAAAAGAGACGGAAAAAUUGGGCCAGAAGUCGAACAAAUGAAGUUAUAAUCUGAAAAUCAAGAAUCCGCUCAAAAAGCCCUGCCAAAGACCAAUGAUAAAAUCGAUAAAGAAAUCGAGAAAUUGGAAAAUGAAGAGGAUUACGAAUUGCCGGAAAUGAAGUGACAAAUUGCACUUUUGAGAUUGCAGAAGAAGUUGAAGGAUAUGAAACGUGAGAAAUUGUUGGAAAACUAAGAAAUCCGGAAUGAGGAGAAAACGACAAUCGCUACUGGAAACUCCGAAAGUGGAGAAUAAUGUGAGUUUUUUUUUGCAAAAAUAACAAUCAAAAAAGUCAAGAAUCCACUUUGAAAUUGAUCAACUGUAUUUACAGGGUGGCGCAUAAAUAUAGGUGCAUCGUUUUUUUGAUGUGAUAAACGUAUUUUCAAAUAUUAUUUUAUGAUAUUUGGUGAAAUCCGAACUAAUAGGGUCCAAAACAAACACAAAUGAUGUUUACAUCAAUAUUUCAAACUAUCAUGAUGUUUGGACCGGUCGAGUAUGUUGAGCUCGGGAAAAAUUUGCACGCACCUAUUUUCAAGUUUGACCACGUGUAACUUCACGUUGGGAACAUGAAACCUAACAUGUUAAUACAUCAAAAUGUUCGAAAACUAAAGAGGAACAAUGUUAAAAACAUACCCAUCAUCAAUAAAUAAUCUGCUUUUUAGAAUUCAUCAGUAUUGAACACCCCCUAAAACAGAAAAAUCAGCCAUUUUUCGCUCGAAUAUUGUUUUUUCGUCCCAGAUUUCAUAAUUUCACAAAAUAUGUUGUGAUCGAAGUUGGAUUCGGUGUAAAAUGAGUUUUUUGAUAGUUUCUAUUUUUGUUACAAACAUAAAUAACGUUUAUCUUACUUUUUGUGCCUUCAAAUCUUUGAAAAUCAAAAAAUCUGAAAAUUUGAAGUUUUGACUGAAAUUCGAAAUUGUUUCGGGACAACCAAAAACUAGGACUGUGAAAAACUCAAAAUUAGCCUUUUUUAAAAUGUAUCAAAACUUUAGAUCAUACAAAUUGACUGAAAAUCAACUGAAAUUCAUGGGUGAAAAAAUUCCUUUGGACCUGCGUGCUGAUUUUCGAAAUUUUGAAAAAUUGAAUCUAAGUUUGACAGGCUUUCCGGUCUUCAAAUCAAUCAGUAUUGUUGAGAACACUUGAAGAUAAGAUAGAUUAACGCAUUAGCUUCAAAAUUAUGUAUAUAGACCCCAGAAAAAAUUUUGAGAAAAUCGCGGUAAAACCAUAUUAAGAAAUUUGCAUCAUGCACCUAUAUUUAUGCGCCACCCUGUACAAUACCUGGAGAGCAUGCUCUGGAAGCACGUUUCUUGUAAAAAGUACAAAUCCUUUUGCUAUACCUAGACAUUUUCUGAGAUGUUUCUGUCCGUUGAUUAAGCGAAUUUCAACGAAAAACAGUUUGCAACUGAAAUAUCGAAGUUUCAUAAGAUUUUUCGAGUUUUGCGAUUAGAAGAGUGCAGAAUAUUUUAAAUUUGAGAUUUUGCUCGAAACAGGAAUUUGUGAAUGUUCAAAAACUACCAGGACCAGUGCAUGUUCUCCGGGUAUUGUAAAAAAAACAAUUUAUCCAACUUUCUUCUAAUUUCGAAAAUGAUUUGCUUUACUUCUGAUAAAUAUUAGGGAAGAAACUAUUAUUUUUAAUUUUUAAAUUAAAAAAGCAAAACUGAUUAAAGUUCAAAAAAUGCAACAAAAACUUCUCUAUUUCUGAUUUUUCAAAAACACUUUACUUGUCGUUUCAAAAAAUAAUGAAGUUUCGCAAUAAAGCGGAUAAGUUACAUUUUUUCAAAUUAUGAUUCAAAUUUAUUUAGGUGCGAACUCAAUCGCCGUCCUUUACGAUGCCGGAACAUUCAACAUCACGAUAAUUAUAAUUUGGUGUCUUGUUUAUUUUUUCAAUAAAUAUAAAUAUGAUGAAAUGACUAUCCUUCAUAAUGUGGUUACUCGACAAUCCUGGUCCCCGAAAUCCCGGUUUCCGGGUUACCAAGUAAGGAGGGUUUACUUAAGAAAUUAUUCAACGGAGCAAGUUGGAAAAUUGAAAAGCUGCUAAGGCAUUUCUGUACAGGGUUGCGUCAUUUUGGUGUCUUAAUGGAAGAAUUGUUCUCGAGCUAAUAAAAAUAUUUGUCUGAAUAUUCACGUGAAUGAAUAUAUUUCAAAAUCUGCACCAAGUAAUCAGAUGAUUAUGUCCAGGUGGUGAAUAAAUAAGUUUAGGCAUAGCGCAUUGGGUCCACUAGUUCCAAAAAAAACUAUGACAUGUUCAUUUCAAAAAUUUCAAUUUUCUUCAGGCGAAGAAGAAGGAGACGGUGAGGAAGAAGACUCCUCCGAUUCUGAUGACGACGAAGACUCCGACGAUUCUGACGACUCGGACAACAUUCGAGAAGAAGAUUUGGCCGCCGGUCGAGGUUUCCGAGACACUCGCGGUAAUCGUGGCAACAAAAACAAAUACGGUAAACGUCGCUAA